Molecule: messenger RNA, 813 nt
Organism: Macrobrachium nipponense
Lineage: Eukaryota; Metazoa; Arthropoda; Malacostraca; Decapoda; Palaemonidae
Product: zinc finger protein 595-like
Exons: 2
Coding region: 1-813 (270 amino acids)
Source: RefSeq, a predicted model, not a curated record
AUGCGUCUUGCGAAGAGAAACUCCUGUCACGCCCAAGAAGGGGCUAUCAAGAAUCACGCCCUCAUCGCCAACCGAGACACAUUUUCCCGCGACUGUAUUAUCCGCAACACCAUGAUAAUAGGGAGAGCACCCGACCCUCGCCGUCUGCGCCUUCUGGAGGAGUUACUCAUCCAGGGGCAAAAGCCCUCCAUGAAUACGACGCAAGAGGCCUUUUUGCUCCUGACCUGCAUGCGAAGGAACACUCCAUUACAGAGCCAUACACCGCUCAACACCAUUACAGAGCCAUACACCGCUCAACACCAUUUCAGAGCCAUAUACCGCUCAACACCAUUACAGAGCCAUACACCGCUCAACACCAUUUCAGAGCCAUACACCGCUCAACACCAUUUCAGAGCCAUAUACCGCUCACACCAUUACAGACGCCAACACCGCUCAACACCAUUACAGAGCCAUACACCGCUCAACACCAUUACAGAGCCAUACACCGCUCAACACCAUUACAGAGCCAUACACCGCUCAACACCAUUACAGAGCCAUACACCGCUCAACACCAUUUCAGAGCCAUACACCGCUCAACACCAUUACAGAGCCAUACACCGCUCAACACCAUUUAGACAUAUACCGCUUCAAACACCAUUACAGGCCAUACACCGACUCAACACCAUUUCAAGACAUUACAACCGCUCACCAUUUCAGAGCCAUAUACCGCUCAACACCAUUACAGAGCCAUACACCGCUCAACACCAUUACAGAGCCAUACACCGCUCAACACCAUUACAGAGCCAUACGCCGUUCAACACCAUUACAUUAUAG